Theobroma umbraticum is the source of this 1161-nucleotide messenger RNA. Its product is annotated as Ankyrin repeat family protein. Lineage: Eukaryota; Viridiplantae; Streptophyta; Magnoliopsida; Malvales; Malvaceae. The record is from RefSeq and is a predicted model, not a curated record. Gene Ontology annotation, molecular function: protein binding.
UGAAUCACCGUGCUAAUGGCUAAUUUUCGCAAUAGAAGUACUUGUGUCCGAGUCCAUUACUUUCUCUGCAAAACGUUAAUCCAUGUCAUCUGCGGUGAGACACAGUCGGUGAGAGGAGCACCACCGCUCACCGAAUGUAAAAUCCCCAAAACUCGAAGAGGACCCCUAAAUCCGGAAUUCGUCCGUACAACACUCACCGUAGAUAUGGAAGUCGAUCCUCCAAAGAAACAAGAAGAUCCCCAAAUCAAAGAUAAAGACCUCUUCAAAGCGGCGGAGACCGGCGAUUCUUCCACAUUCAAAUCCUUCUCGCAAGACCAGCUCUCCAAGUUUCUUAAACUCCGAAAUGAAGACGGUCGGUCUCUCCUCCACGUCGCCGCCUCCUCCGCCCACCCCGAGGUGGUGAAAAUACUCUCAGCUGCCGCUGAUGAAUCAGUUCUGAAUAGUUCCGAUGAAGAAGGCUGGGCGCCGAUUCACUCUGCCGCGAGCAUUGGUAAUUCGGAAAUUAUGGAAAUUCUGUUGAGCAAAGGAGCGAAUGUUAAUUUGAAAAACGAUGGUGGCCGCACGGCUCUCCACUAUGCUGCUAGCAAGGGACGGUUGAAGAUUGCUGAACUUCUGAUCUCGCACGGUGCAAAGAUUAAUUCGAAGGACAAGGUAGGAUGCACCCCGUUGCACAGGGCAGCUAGCACCGGAAACUCGGCAUUAUGUGAAUUCCUAAUUGAGGAAGGAGCAGAUGUUGAUGCUGAAGACAGGGCUGGCCAAACUCCUCUUAUGAAUGCAGUCAUUUGUCAGAACAAGGAGGUAGCCCUCCUUCUUAUAAGACAUGGAGCAGAUGUGGACGUAGAGGACAAGGAAGGAUAUACUGUUUUUGGCCGAGCUUCAGAUGAUUUUAGACCGAAAUUGGUUGAUGCUGCCAGGGCUAUGCUUGAAGGAUGAGUGACUCUUGGUGCGUGGCUGGAGAGUGGUGUGCUCAUUAGAAGAAAAUUUCUGGACAAAUUGCACAAAUUACGGACAAAAUGAAAACACUCUUGAACUUUAUUUUGUUUUUAUCAAUCCAUCUUGUGAAGAAUCUAUUGGAGCAUUGAAAUAGGAGUUUUGUUUAGAUUUAUUAGGUGAAGGAUCAAUGUGCUGCCUAUUUUCAACUAGAUUUCCGUCCCUCCCCAA